Messenger RNA from Penicillium odoratum, 4185 nucleotides. Its product is annotated as reverse transcriptase. Lineage: Eukaryota; Fungi; Ascomycota; Eurotiomycetes; Eurotiales; Aspergillaceae. The transcript has 3 exons. Gene Ontology annotation, molecular function: nucleic acid binding; RNA-DNA hybrid ribonuclease activity. The record is from RefSeq and is a predicted model, not a curated record. Bases 1 to 4185 code for a protein of 1394 amino acids.
AUGAAGCAUCUCUUCGGUGAGGAAGGGGUGCGGAAGUGCGAUAUCCUGGCUAUCCAAGAGCCUGAGAUAUUCAAUUGGAUGGAACCCGAGAUGGGCGUCCAUUCGCAGACACUUGGUGGCCGGUUUCAUACACUUCUCCGGCCUACACCCACAGCCGUCCGCGAGGAAGCAGCACGCACGCAGCCCCGUGUCUGCUUCUUCGUAUCGAAAGGGAUCAACCCGAAAUCGUGGUCGAUCAGACACCACAGCAGAGACGCCAGCACGCUGACCGUGGAAACCGGGGCCGGCCAGCUGCAUGUGCAUAAUAUAUAUCUUCCGGGGAAGUUCAACGACCCAGAGCGUACGCAGGAGGUGAAAGAAGGUCUAGCCGCGCUCUGUGUAGCCCUACGCGGCUACCACAGUGGGCAGCAUGUCGUGGUUGGUGAUUUCAACCUCCACCACCCGCUGUGGUCGACGAUCCAGCAGGCCCAGCUGCCGGACGACGACGCAGACGACCUGAUUCGCAUAAUGGGUGAUUUUGGCCUAGAUCUACUCACAGAGAAAGGCACAGUCACAUUCGAAGGGCCUGUCUAUGGCAAUAUUGUGCGUAGCACGAUCGAUUUAACGUGGACCGCGGCGUCUCUCGCGGACCGUGUGAUUCGCUGCACUCCAUGCCGCCAGUGGUGGUACGGAGCCGACCACGUGCCGAUUCUCACUGAAUUCGACGUCCGUACCUCGCCAGCAGGGGUUAGAGAGCGCCAGGACUGGCGGGCCACGGACUGGGAGGCCUGGUGUAAGGCCCUUGAGAGAUAUAUCACGAAGCAAGGGUGGAGCAUAUCGGGUCCUGGCUGGGUGCUCGAUACAGCUGAGAAAGUGGACGAAGCUGUGAAACGGGUGAUGGACGCUGUAUCAGCGGCAUCCAAAGAUACUGUCCCCGUACGGAAGAUCCACCCCGGACGCUCAUAUCCCACGUAUACGCCUGCACUCGCCCCGCUGAAGCAGCAGGUGCGUCGGGCACGCCGCACAUGGCAAAGUAGCCAUAACGAAGAGGAUCAUGAAGCUUUUCGGCAGCUGCGGCAUCAGCUCGGCCGAGAAAGCAAGAAGAUGGGCCGUCAGGCACACAGAGAGAGAGUGGAGGAAGCCACUACGUCUAUCGACGGAUUUUGGCGGUUAGCAAAGUGGGCAAGGUCGCGGGGGGUCCCCCGGUCUUCACAUACCCCCACACUCCGCGUUGGCGAACGUGAAUUUACCACAACGGACGAGAAAGCAGCGUGCUUCCGCACAGCACUUUUCCCACCGGCCCCUACCGCAGAUCUCUCCGAUAUCGACGGAUAUACGUACCCGGACGCCGUGCCGAUGCCAACUACCGUUUCCCCAGCAGAAGUCGAACACGCCAUCCGCAGGGCAACCCCGUACAACGCCCCGGGCCCCUCUAGCAUACCGAAUGCUGUGUGGAAGCACGGGUUGGACGUACCAGGAUUCUCCACCUUUAUCACGGCCAUCUUCAACGCCUGCAUUAUCCUAGGCUACUGCCCACGGGCGUUCAGAGAUAGUAUAACAGUCGUGAUCCGGAAGCCAGGCAAGCCAGAUUACACUAAUCCGAACGCAUGGCGGCCGAUCUCGCUGUUAGAAACCCUCGGAAAGGCACUCGAAUCGAUUAUCGCUACACGCCUAUCAUACCUUGCAGAGGAGUAUGGCCUACUGCCAGAAACGCAUAUCGGAGGGCGUGGCGGCCGUUCCUGUGACCAUGCUAUCCACAUGCUGCUCGAAGCAGUAUACGACGCAUGGAGAAAGGACCGGCGGGUCGCUUCGCUUCUCACGUUAGACGGUAGCGGGGCCUUUGAUAACGUCUCGCAUAUACGACUGAUCCACUGUCUACGGAAGCGACGCAUCCCGGAGAUUAUCACAAACUGGCUGAUCAGCUUCUUAUCAAAUCGAAGCACGACCCUCUUACUGCAAGAAGGACGCUGUGCAAACGAACCGGUUGCUACCGGGAUCCCACAAGGUUCACCACUAUCACCAAUUUUGUAUCUUUUCUACAACUCAGACCUGAUCGACGAUAUCCACGCAGCUGCUCCCGGCCGGGUGCUAGUGACGGGAUAUAUCGACGAUAUCUGCAUCCUUGUGUGGGGCGUUUCCCCUACUCGCAAUUGUCAAUUUCUCUCCGAACUACACGCUGUUGCUGAGACGUGGGCGAAACGGCACGCAUCUAAGUUCUCUCCAUCAAAAUAUGGUCUUAUUCACUUUUGGAAGAGGGGUGCUGGCGCGCUGCCCCCGUACGGCGUCCAUCCGCAGCAGACACCCGCCCUUACGGGCUCUGUCACGAUUCAGGGCGUCGAAAUCAAGCCGGUGGCGUCCCUCCGCUAUCUCGGGGUCAUUCUUAACGAAAACCUCACAGCCCGUGACCACCUACUCCGCUGCCGCAAACGAGCUGCAGUACUGACCGCGGCCCUCCGUUCUAUUGCUGGCAUGACCUGGGGGGUCACGACGCUCCACCUGCGUCGCAUGUGGACGGCUGUGCUGUUUCCACAGAUUAGCUUUGGCUGUUCUACGUGGUACACGAAGGGGGCCUACCAGGCGAAGACGACAGAGAAUGAGGUGAACCGCGCUCUCGAAUCCAUGCAGUAUCAAGCCCUUUACCGUAUCGCCGGCGCGUUUCGUACGACGUCCCGGGCUGCGCUACAGAUCCUUCUCUAUGUCCUACCAGCGCCAAUCGCGACUCAACGGCUAGCAGAACUCACAUGUCUCCGUAUUCAUACCCACCCACUCCGCACUAUCUUCCGCAGACGUACGCCAGUCGAUAGGGCAACGCUACGGCUAUACUGCCAAGACAGCCACCGCAAUCUCGGACCUAUCCAGAAAGCUAUGACUACCCCGCUGCAGCGCCUUGAGAAGCAUCUCCAAGACCGUGGAAUCGACGUGCACGACCUUGAGCUGAUCAAGCCGUACGCAGUGGCCCCGUGGUGGCAGCCGCCAAAAGUGCAGAUCGCCGCAAGCAAAGACACAGCAAUCGCGCAGCAUAACGAAAUCCUUAGGGCCGCUGGGCCCUACGGGCCUAACACCGCAAUAGCUUAUACCGACGGUAGCAAGCUCGAUAACCCAGCAGGCGUAGGGGCUGCUGCCCUCACCUCCGUGGGGAGAGAGGUGGCGGUGCUACACCCCACAGAUUCGAUCUACGUGGCAGAACUCCACGGAAUCAAGCUCGCACUCCGUCGAUUCGACACGGAGAUAAGCUUUCGACAGACGUGCGAGGGCUUCCGCGCAGAAACAGAUACUACCGAUACUACCGAUACCACCGCUACUGCUACGAUCUUCACAGACAGCCAGGCUGCGAUUCUCGCUUUCGCACGCCCGCGGCGAAGCUCAGGCCAGUACGUGCUACGAGAAAUCGCGGAGCUACUGGACCGAGUACAGCCUGUAUGGCAGGUCCGCAUCAACUGGCUACCCGGACAUGUCGGGGUAGCCGGCAACGAGCGGGUCGACCAGAUGGCCAAAGAAGCAGCCGAAUCCACAGCCACGCCUACGACGACACCACUACUCCUUACCGCAGCCAAAGCCACCUUACGUGAGCAAACGUUAGAGGCGUGGACACGCGAGUGGACGACCUCCGCCCACGGUGAAUACGUCCGAGACCUCUUUCCAGAGCCCACAAAAGCAGUAUUUCAGCUCCAUGAGCCACUCCGCAGACCCACUAGCGCUGCACUUAUCCAGAUGCAAGCAGGUAAGCUGGCCCUACCAGCAUAUCUGUCAACCAUCUCCGCCUGGCGGGACGAAAGGGUAGCUCGGGCACUCGAGAACGGGGUGCCGGACCUAGACCCGUCGGCCUGCCACCACUGCGAGCGUGGUAAGAUGGACACGAAGCACGUGCUGCUGACCUGUCCCCGCUUUGCUACGCUCCGCGCCAAUACCCUUGGUAUCGACCGCCCCCCGGGCGUAUGGACGUCCUGGCUCACUGAGCCAGAGCGCGCACCUAAAGCAGCUUCCUUCAUACUAGCCACACGCCUUCUCGGCCAAUUCCGCCACCUACCAGAGACAUACCACACCAUAGCAGCCGCGCCCUUCGGGCGCCUAGGGGCCACUGCGUUAUUCGAAGACGGAGGGAUAACACACGAUCGAACACCAUGGGAGAUGCUUGCGGGGACGUCUCAGGCCUGCGCACGGUCAGCUGAUCACUUUGCUUCUACCAGCGUUAGCGGUAUUUCUUAG